GCGGAAGGUACCACCGCCGGGUUCCCCUGCCCCAUAUGUCGGGAACGCGUGCCCAUCGACGACCGUGGUCUGGACGGGCUGCGUCGAUACUAUGAUGCUGGAAUACAUCGUGGAACGAUACCAGCUACCUGUCCAUGGCCGAGGGUGCCACGCCUUCCAAACUUCUUUGCCAGCUUUGUGAAGGCACCCCGAUGGAGGCCUGUAAAACGUGCGUGACGUGCAGGGCGACGUACUGUGCGCAGUGCCUGUUGACCAUGCACCCGCCGCGCGGCCCUCUCGCCUCGCACGAGCUCGUGGAACCUACGGCAAAGACGGAACAGCCCCGAGCGGUGACGUGUCCUGACCACAAGAACGAGCGUCUGAACAUGUUUUGUCUGACAGACGAGGCCCCCGUGUGUUCUCUCUGCAAGCUGGUUGGCAAACACAAGGAGCACGACAUGGAAGAUCUCGGCCAGGUGUUCGAGAAAAACUUCGCCGUCUUGACCAACGACUUUGAGAAACUGAAGGGAAAGCUGACGUCCAUGAGGGAGGGGCUAACACAGAUGGAAACGUUCAGAGACGGUAUCAGCCAGCGUGCGGCACAGCUUAAAACCAAUGUCAGGGUGGAGUGUACGAAGCUUGUAGAAAUCAUUCAGCAGCGAGAGACAGACAUGGAGCUUGGCGUCGACAAGGCCAAGGACACGGAAGAAGAAGCGCUAGAAGCUUUCCUGCACAGCACACGACACAACGAACGUAAGGUGGGCGCCCUGGUGACGUACGUGACCGAGGUUCUGAAGGAAAGAGACGCCGCUGCGUUCCUUCAGACGUGGAAGACGCUCAACACGUACGUACAGAAAGCUUUACAGCUGCCGGAGCUGAAGGACGACACGGUGUGGCAGCAGGUGGAGCACCUGUCCGUGGACUUCAGCUGCACAGCACACCUGCUGCACCAGCUAGACUUUGGGCAUUCCGCCAAGGCACCAGUCAUUCUACUGGACAGGUGCUGGACGACCAUGUGCGCGGCGUCGCUCCAGUGGACCACGGAAGAUGCCGGCGUAAUAUUUGACGUCAGAUACACAAAAAGCGUCGCGGAGGUAACUGAAGACGUGUGGACGGUGGUAGAGAACGUUCACGGCUUCUCCUGCACUGUGAGAGGUCUGGACUCCGACUCUAGCUACAGGUUUGUGGUGACCGCGAAGAACGGAGUGACCAACGUCUCCAGUCACGAGCUGGAGUUAACCACGAAGCCUUUCGUGUUCGCCCUGGACCCGAACACAGCGCACAGACAGCUCCGUCUGUCCGAAAACAACACCUGCGCCACCUACGUGCCCUCUUCUGACGUCCUUCUCCCCGAUCUACCUUCCCGCUUCGUUGACCAGAAGUUCUCGGUUCUGGGCGACACAGGCGUGGCGUCGGGGAGGCACUACUGGCAGGUGGCUGUGGACGACAACUGGUGCACGGUGGGUGUGGCCCACCGCUGGUCUCCCCGGGACCAGCACGUUGGGUCUACCCUGCAGUCCUGGGCGCUGUGCAUCUGCAACCGCGACAACAUAGGCGUGGUUCUACACGGUCCGACCGGGGCGUCCUUCACCCUCGGCUGCGUCUUCCGCACCAUCGGCGUCCUCCUGGAUCACGACGCGGGCGCGGUCACCCUGAGCGACGCACAGACCGGGAGGCUCAUCCACGUGUUUAAAGACUGCCUGUUCACCGAGCCGGUCUACCCCGCGUUCUCCGUCAGCGGCAGCCUUACAGUCGUCAACGGCGUGCCCAAUCCAUGGGCUCAAACAAUGUGCACGUCGCCAGUUUGAG
Branchiostoma floridae (Florida lancelet) is the source of this 1788-nucleotide messenger RNA. Its product is annotated as E3 ubiquitin-protein ligase Midline-1-like. Lineage: Eukaryota; Metazoa; Chordata; Leptocardii; Amphioxiformes; Branchiostomatidae. Bases 135 to 1787 code for a protein of 550 amino acids. Gene Ontology annotation, molecular function: protein binding; zinc ion binding. The record is from RefSeq and is a predicted model, not a curated record. The transcript is spliced from 2 exons.